Molecule: messenger RNA, 905 nt
Organism: Orbicella faveolata
Lineage: Eukaryota; Metazoa; Cnidaria; Anthozoa; Scleractinia; Merulinidae
Product: CD63 antigen-like
Source: RefSeq, a predicted model, not a curated record
AUGUCUCUACGUAUGCGCAACGUAUUUGCCGUCGUGUUGCUAAGUGUUGGGGAAUGGAGUAACACACAGUUCGGCUCUUACACCGCUAUCUCGCCAUCAGUUCGUUAUGCAGUAGCGUGUGUCCUUGCAGUUAGCGCUGGAUCCAUCAGUAUUGUGCUCACAGCAUUUUUGCAUAUAUGCGGUUGUUGGCAAAAUCCGAACCAAAACAGAUACAAGUUCAUAUGUGUUUUUCUUGUCCUUCUUGGAGUUCUUGGAAUACAGAUUUCCGGAGCUGCUUUAGGAUACAUUAAUCGCGGCAAGAUCAAGGAUACACUUUCCGAUGACGUGGUUAAGGCGAUCCGAGAACUUUAUGGAAUAGAAACCGACCCUUCUAGUGCCAUUGAUGCUCUGCAAGAAAAGGAGGAGUGCUGCGGCUGGUACAACUACACCGACUGGCGAGACUCCAGGUAUGCCAGAGAAGUCACCGUCUUGAAUGAUUCCGUUGUUCCCGAUAGCUGCUGUGUUAAAGGACCAAGAGAACGUUUUCACUGUGGAAGACAUUUUAGUGUAAAUAAUAUUUACACCAAGGGUUGUCAGGGUGUGUUCUUGUACAAGUUAAUCAAAGACAAGCUUUAUACUGUUGCAGUCGUCGCUACAAUUACAAUCGUCAUCCAGGUUCUCGCUAUGGGGCUUCUCACGCUUCUUAUCUUUAGAAAGAAACCGGAGUUUCCUGAUCGCAACGAAGAGAAACGCAUUUGUAGAUCGCGCUUUUGGCAAGAAUUCUGCGAAGAUUAGACUUCACUUUUACAGAUUUCAACCCUUGUUAAUACGAACACGUAGGCAACCAUAUUAGAUUCCUUUCCUUGUAAACGGACUCUUCUUUGGAAUGGUCUGGAUCAUGAUCAAGAAUCCAAGAUCACUCAGAU